Molecule: messenger RNA, 2542 nt
Organism: Nezara viridula (southern green stink bug)
Lineage: Eukaryota; Metazoa; Arthropoda; Insecta; Hemiptera; Pentatomidae
Source: the annotation of a GenBank genome assembly
AACUGAUUGGUUCAUUCCUGACAGUGUUCAUUCAAAAAGCAGCCUUAUCAUUGGCGAAAUAUCACAUUUCUCUAGAACGUUCUUUACAUUGAUAUCAUUACGGAUUAGUGUUUUUUUAGUGUAACCUAAUUUUCAAGUUAAUUCUAUUCGUGAUUAUGUCGUUUUCAUCUGAUAGACCAAGUUUCAGGGAACGAACGAGGGGGAAAUCUGGUGAUGAAUAUGUAGAAGAAAUGUUAAAAAAUUUGAAGCAGAAAAACAGAAAGUUUUUUGACUCCUAUCCCAAAUGGAAGACUGGCUUUCCCUUCGAUGAUGGUUUAGAGAGGGAAGGAAGUGCUGGGGGUAGCAGCUCUAAUCUUCAAUCCCAUCUCGCUGAUCUAGCUGCUAGGCAUCCGGAAAUAGCCGAAUCAUUUGUUGGCUUUCUUUCUGACGAAAUUGGAAGAAACACUAAAGAAAAUCAAGAAAAAAGUGAUAUAAAAACAGAACCACCACAAACCAGUGAGAUAAAUAAGCCUACUAAACCUGCACAAACCACAACACAAGGUACUCAAACUGGAAGUUUAGAAAGUGAUAUUAAACUGCGUAACACUGUUCCUGACAUGCAGUCAUCUACUCAGAACUCUACGGAGGCAAACUGUGAUGACCGUUCACAAAGAUCACAGUCUGCACCACCCCAGACGACUUCUAACUCUUCACUUAAUAAGCAGAAAGAAGAAGGAAUAAGGCAUAUUCCAAUUAGGACCGAUGUCCCCCCAUCAGGACAGCAGAUUCCUGCACGACCUCAGCAGCAAUUUCAGAAUCCUCCUUUUACUCAGCAACAUUUUCAACAAAACCCUCAUCAACAGCAUUCGCCUGAUCCGAGAAAUCAAGAAGAAAAAGGUCCUACUAUUCGACAUAUCCCGAUAUUUGUGGAAGGUAGGGAUGAACCUAUUCUGCCAAAGGAUGCAGCUCCUGCUGGCAUGAAGAGAGGUGGCUGUCAGGGAAAGGCAGAAUCUAAUUCUGGUAAAAGAGGAGCUCAGCCUGAAGAAAAACGUCAACAGCAACAACAAACAACUGAACCGCCUCCACAACCACAACAGGCUCAACAACCUCAACCUCAACCUCCUUCAAAACCUGACCCUUUGGCUCAGGUUGCUGAUAUUCUGAAAGAAGUAGAAGAACUUUCUACAAGAGUUAAUGAAUGGAAAGGGACUACUCGCAGUGAGAAGGAAUAUAUUUAUUUAGAUGAAAUGUUAACAAGGAAUUUAUUGAAACUUGACAACAUAGAAACUGAGGGUCGCGAAGAAGUAAGAACCGCUAGGAAAGAUGUCAUCAGGAGGAUACAGGCUGCCAUUUCUAUUUUAGAGUCAAAAUCUGCGGAGAGCUCUGACCAAAAUCAAAUCCAGGGAGCUGAUGAACAAAUGGAUUCUUGUGACAAAACUGAGCUGUCAUCUCAGGCUGAACCUAUGGACAUUGAAGAGUCUAAAAGUGAAUCUUCUCAACAAUUAAAUCAAACUACACAAUUGUCUCAUACCUAGAAACUAAUUUGCUUAGGUACUCUUAAUUGCUUAAUUAUAUUUGUGUACCUUGUGUAAACAUAUACACUCAGGUACACACACAUCUUGUCUUAUAACCACUAUUAAUCGUUUUAUUUUUUUAAAGAAUUGCCUUACUGAAAAAGAGUGCUGUUAUUACCAGGAUUAAUAAAGUACUAAGUAUUGUUAGUUUAAAUUGCUAUUAAUCAAUAAUUAAUAAAGAAAAUUAAUUAAAGAUUCAAUAGUCAUUGUUUAUCUAAAUUGGAGUAGAUACAAUUAUUAUACACAUCAAUGAUCAAUAAUUGAUUGAAACUGCUUUAAUAGGUCUUUAGAACUGUAAAAAUAAUUUUUAAAAUUGUUUAUCACAUAACUUAUAACUACUAUUUUCUUUAUAUAUUUAAGAUUACUUUAUAAAUAUUGUAAAUGAUUUUAAAUUAAUAAGUUGUAUAUUUCAGUUUUUUAUUCUGUCACUAAGCUCUGAAAUGAACAUUUUAAGUUAUUUUUUAUUAAGAUUACUAAAUAUUUAUUCUAGUCCUCUUUAUUACAAAGGGCUGAAGGAUCAAGUAUUUUUCUAGAUUUUAGACUUUGAUAAUGGAUGGUGAUCAGCCUGUUUAAGUAUGGAGCUAUGUUAUAUCUAUAUUAUUUGUUUUAUUUUUUUGUUUUUUUUAUUAUCAUAUUUCGUUAUUCAAAAAAGGAUAUAAUUUUAUACCUAUUUGUUUUAGCAAUAGAAGAAACUGUUAAAUAAAUUUUAAGUUAGUCUAAUAUUAUUUUCAUUGUCCCAAACUUCUAUGAUACUUCAUAAUGAUAUUAUUUCUUUACAAUAUUAUGGGAGUAUACAAGUGCAUUCGAAAUUGGAAAUAAAUUGAAAUCAACGGAUAUAAUUUAACAUAAGUUACAAUUACAGCACUCCAUUUAUUAGAAUAUGGAGUGCUUGUGAAAAAAAUUAUAAGAAAAUGUAUUGCAGGUAAUUUCCUCAUUUUUAUUCUAAUGCAGAAUCACUUUUUGCAUUAAAAUAUUACAUUAUAAGUUAU